Messenger RNA from Talaromyces atroroseus, 1611 nucleotides. RefSeq names its product T-complex protein 1 subunit delta. The record is from RefSeq and is a predicted model, not a curated record. Gene Ontology annotation, molecular function: ATP binding; ATP-dependent protein folding chaperone; ATP hydrolysis activity. Gene Ontology annotation, biological process: protein folding. The coding region runs from base 1 to 1611 and encodes 536 amino acids. Gene Ontology annotation, cellular component: chaperonin-containing T-complex. NCBI's taxonomy places the organism in Eukaryota, Fungi, Ascomycota, Eurotiomycetes, Eurotiales, Trichocomaceae. The transcript is spliced from 8 exons.
AUGGCUACAGCAGCGGCUCCCCCCAGUGGCCCUGGCAAUUCUGCCUUCAAGGAUAAGGCGAAGCCAAUGGCAGUGCGGACUGCGAACAUUUUGGCAGCUCGAGCUGUUGCCGAUGCUAUCAGAACGUCUCUGGGACCUAGGGGAAUGGACAAGAUGAUUCAAAGCGGAAAAGGAAAUACGAUUAUUACCAAUGACGGAAACACUAUGUUGAAAAGCAUGAGCGUGAUGCAUCCCGCAGCGAAGAUGCUUGUCGACCUUAGUGCUGCACAGGAUAUUGAAGCUGGAGACGGUACCACCUCCGUCGUUGUUAUCGCUGGCAGCUUGCUUGGUGCUGCGGACCGACUGUUGGCAAAGGGCAUUCACCCGACGAUCAUAUCCGAAUCCUUCCAAAGAGCAGCAGCCGCUGCCGUGGAAAUCCUCCAUGAUAUGUCACAACCUAUUUCUCUUUCAGACCGAACCACCCUUUUGCAGGCCGCAUCCACUUCCCUUUCGUCCAAGAUUGUUUCACAAUAUUCGAACCUCCUAGGUCCUAUGGCCGUCGAUUCCGUCUUGAAAGUCAUUAAUCCCAAGAUUGCGAACAAUGUUGACCUGCGCGAUAUCCGCAUCAUCAAAAAGGUCGGGGGUACGAUAGAGGACAGUGAGAUGGUAGACGGCUUGGUAUUGAACCAGCCCGUCAUCAAGAGCGGAGGCGGGCCUACAAGGAUUGAAAAAGCCCGGAUAGGAUUGAUUCAGUUCCAACUCAGUCCACCCAAGCCAGAUAUGGAAAACCAAAUCGUCGUCAACGAUUACCGACAAAUGGACAAAAUUCUGAAGGAAGAGCGCCAGUACCUUCUCAAUAUGGUAAAGAAGAUUCAAAAAGCCAAGUGCAAUGUUCUUCUUAUCCAGAAGUCCAUUCUACGAGACGCAGUCAACGAUUUGUCGCUCCAUUUCCUCUCCCGCCUGAAGAUUCUUGCUGUGAAGGACAUAGAGCGUGAUGAGGUGGAAUUUUUGUGCAAGAGCUUGGGAUGCAAGCCUAUUGCCAACAUUGACUCAUUCACUGAGGAUAAACUGGGAACUGCAGAUGUCGUGGAGGAAAUUCAAUCCUCAGGUGCUCGUUACGUCAAGGUCACAGGCAUCAAAUCGACCGCUGCCACAAGCCAAACAGUAUCUAUCGUGGCUCGUGGAGCGAACAAUCUCAUUUUGGAUGAAGCAGAGCGAUCUUUGCACGACGCCCUUUGUGUAAUUCGCUGCUUGGUGAAGAAGAGAGCACUUAUCGCCGGUGGUGGUGCACCGGAAAUCGAAGUCGCCAACAUACUUAGCACAAGGGCCCGUGAACUAUCAGGCACCGAGGCUAUCUGUUGGAAAGCUUUUGCCGAUGCCAUGGAAGUCAUUCCAACUACGCUCGCGGAGAAUGCCGGUCUGAAUUCGAUCAAGGUGGUGACUGAACUCCGCCAUAGACACGCUCAAGGUGAGCGUAAUGCUGGUGUCAGCAUUCGCAGUGGUGGUGUGAAGGAUAAUAUCACAGAUGAGAAAGUGCUGCAACCCCUGCUAGUCAGCACAAGUGCCAUUGAACUUGCGGCUGAGACGGUGAAAAUGAUUCUCAGAAUCGAUGACAUUGCGCUAUCAAGGUAA